Candoia aspera is the source of this 5653-nucleotide messenger RNA. RefSeq names its product pogo transposable element derived with ZNF domain (gene POGZ). The record is from RefSeq and is a predicted model, not a curated record. Gene Ontology annotation, cellular component: nucleus. Bases 193 to 4215 code for a protein of 1340 amino acids. NCBI's taxonomy places the organism in Eukaryota, Metazoa, Chordata, Lepidosauria, Squamata, Candoiidae. Gene Ontology annotation, biological process: positive regulation of transcription by RNA polymerase II. The transcript is spliced from 19 exons. Gene Ontology annotation, molecular function: nucleic acid binding.
AAAAAAAGAGCUGUGUGGGAGGGGGCGGGGAGGCUCAUGCGAGCCGCGCCGCCGCCGCCGUCGCCGCGUCGCCCUUCUCCGAGGAGCCGGCGGGGGGGGCGCGGGUCCCUUUAAGAGUGGGGACGAGCCCAGCCUCGGAGCCCAGCGAGGGAGGCGCGGCAGCGACCGGCGGCCGCGGCCGGACUGGGGAAGAUGGCAGACACGGACCUGUUCAUGGAAUGUGAAGAGGAGGAGCUGGAGCCGUGGCAGAAGAUCAGUGAUGUGAUCGAGGAUUCCGUGGUCGAAGAUUACAACUCGGUGGACAAAACCGCUGCAGUUUCGGCCAGCGGGCCGCCGCCGGCCACCCCAGUGCCGAUCGUUGCCCACGCGUCCGUCGGCAGUGGCCUCCCCACGCCCGUUAGCAGCAGCGGAGCACCCAACAGUGACAGCACAAAGAAGACGCUGGUGACUCUCUUUGCAAACAAUAGCACCGGCACACCUCUUGUUCAGCAAGGGGGGCAGCCCCUGAUCCUCACUCAGAAUCCCGCCUCUGGUCUAAGCACGGUGGUGACGCAGCCCGUCCUCCAGCCUGUCCAGGUCAUGCAGAAUGCAAACCACGUGACCAAUUCUCCGGUGACUAGCCAACCCAUCUUCAUCACAACUCAGGGUUUUCCCGUGCGGAACGUCCGCCCCGUGCAAAACACAAUGAAUCAGGUUGGGAUCGUCCUGAACGUGCAGCAAGGCCAGACGGUACGGCCGAUCACACUUGUCCCAGCCCCAGGCACGCAGUUUGUGAAACCCACCGUCGGCGUCCCUCAGGUUUUCUCCCAAAUGGCCCAGGUGAGACCUGCUCCCACCAUGCCGGUCCGACCGGCCUCCAACACUUUCACUACUGUCAUUCCGGCCACCCUGACCAUCCGGAGCACGGUUCCGCAGUCCCAAGCGCAGUCGCAAAUGAGCAUUGCGAGUUUUGUCACGGUGAAGAAGCCUGGGGUGACGGGUGAGAACAGCAACGAGGUGGCAAAGUUGGUGAAUACCCUGAACACGGUUCCUUCGUUGGCUCAGAGCUCGGGCCCCCUCGUGGUGCCGAACAACAGCCAGGCACAUGGUUCUCAGAGGACGGGCAUCUCUGAGUCUUCCUCGCAGAAAGUCAGUUCCUCGCCUAUCCCUACCUUUGACUUGCAAGACGGCGGACGGAAAGCCUGUCCUCGCUGCAAUGCCCAGUUUAGAGUCACUGAAGCUUUAAGAGGCCAUAUGUGUUACUGCUGCCCUGAAAUGGUGGAAUUCCUGAAGAAAGGGAAACCCCUGGAGUCGGAACCAAAUAUCCAAGCCCCCAAGCCCCCUUCCCCGGAGAAAACCGCCACCGUUGCUUUGCCGCCCUCCUCCACCCCCAUCCCUGCCCUGUCGCCGCCAGCCAAGCUCUCGGAGCCGAGCGACAGCACCAGUGAGGGGGUGCAGAGCAAGCUGAUCAUGCUGGUCGAUGACUUCUAUUACGGCAGGGACGGGGGCAAAGUGAACCAGCUGCUCAACUUCCCCAAGGUGCCAACGUCCUUCCGCUGCCCGCACUGUACAAAGAGGCUCAAGAAUAACAUACGGUUCAUGAAUCACAUGAAGCACCACGUUGAACUGGACCAGCAGAACGGAGAGGUCGACGUCCACACCAUCUGUCAGCACUGCUACCGGCAGUUCACCACCCCGUUCCAGCUCCAGUGCCACUUGGAAAACGUCCACAGUCCGUACGAGUCCACCACGAAAUGCAAGAUCUGCGAAUGGGCCUUUGAGAGCGAGCCUAUGUUCUUGCAGCAUAUGAAGGACACCCACAAGCCGGGGGAAAUGCCCUACGUCUGCCAGGUCUGCCAGUACCGCUCGUCACUCUACUCCGAAGUGGACACCCAUUUCCGGAUGGUGCACGAGGACACCCGCCACCUCCUCUGCCCCUACUGCCUCAAGGUCUUCAAGAACGGCAACGCCUUCCAGCAGCACUUCAUGAGGCACCAGAAAAAGAGCGUCUACCACUGCAACAAGUGUCGCCUGCAGUUCCUCUUUGCCAAGGACAAGAUCGAACAUAAGCUGCAGCACCACAAAACUUUCCGCAAACCGAAGCAGCUGGAAGGGCUGAAGCCAGGCACCAAGGUUACCAUCAGGGCCUCCCGAGGACAGCCACGGACGUUGCCCCUCUGCGCGAACGACAUGCCUCCGGGCCUUCUGCAGGAUGCUGCCUUGCUAUCGGCUUCCUCGGAUCCCCAGCCGAAUUUCCCGUACCCCCCUUUCCAGAGGAGCGUCCAGAAGAAGGCUGUCAGGAAAAUGAGUGUCCUCGGCAGGCAGACGUGCCUGGAGUGCAGUUUUGAAAUCCCAGACUUUCCUAACCACUUCCCCACCUACGUCCACUGUUCGCUAUGCCGUUACAGCACCUGCUGCUCUCGCGCUUAUGCCAACCACAUGAUCAACAACCAUGUUCCUCGCAAAAGUCCGAAAUACUUGGCCUUGUUCAAAAACUACACCGCUUGUGGAGUCCGGUUGGCCUGCUCCGCUUGUCUUUUCACAACGUCGGAGGGUGACGCCAUGGCCAAGCACCUUGUCUUCAACCCAUCUCACGAAUUCAGCAACGUCAUUCUACGAGGUCCUGCCUGGAGUUCGCAUUCAAGGCCCACUCCGCCUUUCGAACGAGGCGCAAAAGCAUCGGUCUCCACCUGCUCGCCCAGCAGACCCGCAGCUGCGCGCACGCCAUCUCCUCUGCCCGAGGAGGAGAAGGCCAAGGAGGCGCCGGGGGCGGUGCCAGAGGCGAUGCCCGAGGCCAGCAGAAGACCUCCCGUGGCGGCCCAGGAGAAUGCGGGCUCAAACGUCGACAGCCGUGAAGAGGAGCUGCCGGCAAAGGAGGUGCCCGAGUCCAUCAGCAGGAAGGAGCUGCUCUCGGUGAAGAAACUCCGGGUGGUUCUCUUUGCUCUGUGCUGUAACACCGAGCAGGCGGCAGAACACUUUAAGAACCCGCCACGGCGGAUCCGCCGCUGGCUGAGGCGCUUUCAGGCCUUCCAGGAAGAAAAUGUGGCCUCUCUGUCUGAGGGCAAGUACCUGAGCUUGGAAGCCGAGGAGAAGCUGGCCGAGUGGGUCCUCACGCAGCGGGAGCAGCAGCUGCCGGUCAACGAGGAGACCCUCUUUCAGAAGGCCACCAAGAUCGGGCGGUCUCUGGAGGGGGGCUUCAAGAUCUCCUACGAGUGGGCAGUCCGGUUCAUGCUGCGACACCACCUCAGUACGCACAACCGCCGAGCGGUGGCUCACCCCCUGCCCAAGGAAGUGGAGGAGAACGCCAGCUGCUUCAUUGGGUUCGUGCAGGGGCAGAUCCACACCCAGGACCUGCCCCUCUCCAUGAUUGCCGCCAUUGACGAGAUCUCCCUCUUCCUGGACACGGAGGUGCUCUGCAGCGACGACCGGAAGGAGAAUGCCUUGCAGACGGUGGGCACCGGCGAGCCCUGGUGCGACGUGGUCUUGGCCAUCCUGGCCGACGGGAGCGUCCUGCCCACCGUUGUCUUCUACCGGGGCCGCGUGGAGCAGGCCGCCAGCGUGCCGGAGACGGUCCUGCUUGAGGCAAAGGACAGCGGUUACAGCGACGACGAGAUCAUGGAGGUCUGGUCCUCCAAAGUGUGGCGCAAGCAUGUGGAGAACCAAAGCGGCAAAGGGAUGCUGGUCCUGGACUGCCACCGGACACACCUGUCCGAAGAGGUCCUGUCCAUGCUGAGCUCCUCCAGCACCUUGCCGGCCGUUGUCCCGGCCGGCUGCAGCUCAAAAAUCCAGCCUCUGGACGUCUGCAUCAAGAGGACUGUGAAAAACUUUGUGCACAAAAAGUGGAAAGAGCAGGCCAAGGAGAUGGCGGACUCGACCUGCGACUCGGACAUCCUGCUGCAGCUCGUCCUGUGCUGGCUGGCCGAGGCCCUGGAGGUCAUCAGUGACUGCCCCGAGCUGGUGCAGCAGUCCUUCCUGGUGGCCAGCGUCCUGCCUGGCCCGGACGGCACGGCCAACACGCCCAGCCGCAACGCGGACAUGCAGGAGGAGCUCAUUGCUUCGCUGGAGGAGCAGCUGAAACUGCGCGAGCUGCCGGAUGAGGCGGCCGGCCUGCGCGACGGGGGGCCUGCGGAGGAGCCCGCCAGCCCCGAGAUCCUGCACCAGCUCUUCGAGGGGGAAAGCGAGACCGAGUCCUUCUACGGCUUCGAGGACGCAGAUUUGGAGCUGAUGCAGGUCUGAGCGCCGCGGGAAAGAAGGGAUCUGUUUCUCUCUCUUUUUUAAUUCAUUGUUGGAAGAGACCAUUUUUCUACUUCCUGUGGAUUGUGGGUAUAGGAGACAAGUAGGUGAACACACAGACUAAUGAUCGCCCUGUAUGCUGUUCAGUUUCUAAAAGCAAAGCAAAGCAAAGCAAAAAACGUGCUUUUUUCCCCUUAAAUCACUGUUGUGGCAUUUCCUGAAGAUAGAUUGUGGGUGGAUUUACUAUUUUUUGUUUUUGUUUUUGUUUUGCAUUUCCUUUACCUCACUGUAUUAUAGUUUCUGGGUUUUUAUUUUGUUGUGUGUGGUUUUUUUGUUUUUGUUUUGCUUUUGUUUUAUACUGUGCAAAAAAGUUUUUAAUUAUACCACAUUAUCAAUGUGACUUUUUUUGGGGGGGGGGGAAGACAACGAAAACUGCUAAGUAUAGCUGAUGAAUGAUUUCUCAAUCCCACUCUUUUUAUUUGUCAUAGCAGAUUAUUUUUCUGUUAACCUUUGGGCCUGGAAAUGUAGAUUUCUGGGUAACUUUUUUUUUCUCUUAGCUGUGAGUAAUUACUUUAACGUUUGAAGCGCUCUAAAGCUGCCCACAAAAAUUUGAGACGGCUUUAUUGAAAAAAGAAGAGAACAGCAAUUAAAUGCGGGCAUGAGGAGGAGGAGGAGGAGGGGCAAAUCCCUUAGGUUUUUGUCGCCAGCAGAUUGCUCUACGAACUUAACGUGGAAGUACCGUAAGGGUUGAACAAAAAAUCCACUCGUAGAAAAUUCCCCGGAUUUCGUAGCAGUUGACGCAAAAAGGUUUCCUGUCCCCAGUGGCGAAACCAUCACUUCGACCUGUUCCUUUGAAUUGCUAGAAAGGGGACACCGGGGCAGGUCACGCCCUGCUGUGGCCACCUUUCUCCGCGGCCGACUGCGAGCGGAUUCUCUUAACGGACCGCUGACACCGCCGCCGAAAAGCGACCGCAAGCUACCGAAGCCUGUUUCCCCCGAAGACGUCGAGACACUACGUUCCCUGAAUUUAGUGCCGCAACUGAACCCAGCUGUGACAUGCACAAAAACGAGGGGAAAUUCCUGUUUUAUUUUUCACUGCCAGCAUAAAAACAGACAAAAAAGAGAGAGAGAUGUUUUUCUACUGUUUGCAUGUUUGAGAGUUUUUUAAAUGGUAACGUAUUAUGGUCUAAAUAAUGAAAACAUUUUGACAUAGAAAAAAAAAACCACCCACCCACCCACCCUCCCGCCUUGUCUACCUUUUCUGUUUUUCCUUUGAGGUUGAAAAAAAAAAUCUCCCUCGCCUCCCCCCCCCGUCCCCCCAACUCCCAAAAGCCAAACUCAAGGGAAGCAGGAAGUAGGGUGGGCUGACCUGUAAAUGGUUCAAUCUUUAAAAUGUACAUAUGUGGAACAUUUAAUAAAGCCAGGGAAAUGGAUUUAUAAA